AUGGAAGAACAAUUUACGGCACCAAACCCAUUAAUUUGCAUUAAAGAAGAAUUUAGGAAAAAAAUAAAAUUUGUUAGACAUCACUCUGAUAGAUACAAGAGAGUAAAGCCAUCUUGGAGAAAACCAAGAGGUAUUGAUUCUAAUGUAAGAAAAGGUCUUAAUGGACAAAGGAAAAUGCCAAAGAUUGGAUAUAAGAAACCUGAUGUAGUUAGAUAUCUUUUACCAAAUGGAUUGAGGAAGUUUAGAAUUUACAAUACUGAUGAUCUUGAGCCACUGAUUUGUUUAAAUAGAUCUUAUUGCGCAGAAAUUGCUCAUUCUGUUGGUGCUAAGAAAAGAAUUGCUAUUGUUAAUCGUGCUAAAGAGUUAGGAAUACAUGUUACAAAUGCCGAAGCACGGUUAGUUGAAGCUAUUCCCGAAUAA
Vairimorpha ceranae is the source of this 420-nucleotide messenger RNA. RefSeq names its product 60s ribosomal protein l32. Gene Ontology annotation, cellular component: cytosolic large ribosomal subunit; ribosome. Lineage: Eukaryota; Fungi; Microsporidia; Nosematidae. The record is from RefSeq and is a predicted model, not a curated record. Gene Ontology annotation, molecular function: structural constituent of ribosome. The transcript has a single exon. Gene Ontology annotation, biological process: translation. The coding region runs from base 1 to 420 and encodes 139 amino acids.